AUGCUUGGAGAGAAAAUGACAGACAGGGAAGGAAAUGGAGCAGUGGAAAGUAGCAGCGUGGCCGAGGACGUGUUUGACUCAGGCGCUCCACACAUCGCCCUCGGACCCACGGUGAAGAAGGCAGCGCCUCAGAAGCUGAUCAUUCCCUCGGCGGCCAGCGUGAGGAAUAAGAUCCACCAGUUUGAGAGUCUGAGUCAGAGAGCUGUGGGCUCCGCCGCCGGCCAGUUCCCCAAGCCCACCAGGACCUUCUCCGUUCCAGUCCAGCCCAGUUGGACACAUUCAACACCAGAGCCAAGUCCAUACAGGAGCCUCGUGGACCUGGCCCCUCCUGUCGCCACGGAUCUCCAUCGUAAGGGGACGAAACGGAACGAGGACCUGAAAGCCUGGGUGGCCAGCGUGAACCAGAAGAUUGAGGGCUUGAGCGACGAUGAUGAUAAUGAUGAUGAUGAUGAUGAUGAUGACGAAGGCACAGAGAAAGAUGAUGAUUCCAACUAUGAUUCAGACUCGGCAGACUCCUCAUUGACUAUAACCAGUAACAUGAGCCAAUCGGAUCGCAGGAGCUUCUCUCACUGUUUACUAUGUGCACAGAAUUGUGGACUCAAGUGUCUACCAAAGGGCAUAUUCAGUGUGCUCUGCAUCCAACUCACCCCCUUCCCCUGCCGCAGCCUUGCAGACCUGUGUAACUUCGGCGGAGUGGACUACGAGUCCGGGAGUGAGAGUGAGGGGUGUCUCCCCGGGCGUCGCUCGGCCUCCCUGAGUUCCAACACCUCGGCCCAGAGCCUUGCAGACCUGUGUAACUUCGGUGGAGUGGACUACGAGUCCGGGAGUGAGAGUGAGGGGUGUCUCCCCGGGCGUCGCUCGGCCUCCCUGAGUUCCGACACCUCGGCAUUCUCCUGCGUGUCAGUGAUGCCCACCGAGGAGCUGGACCGCCUCCUGGCUGACGUCAGGAGCCUGGACGAGGACUCUCUGCAGAACUACAACGACGUAGUGGUGGUGGUCCUCCAUAAGGACAUCGGAGUAGGGCUGGGUUUCAGCAUGGCAGGAGGAGCAGACCAGAACAAGCCAAUCACGGUGCACAAAGUAUUCCCCCUUGGGGCUGCAGCCCAGGAGGGCUCCAUGCGGGCUGGUUACCAGGUCCUGUCCAUCAACGGCACAACCCUCUGUGGCUCGGGACACUGGGAGGCCACCCGGACCCUGAGGAAGGCCAAGAGCCGGGGGAUGGGGGUGGUGGUCCUGAAGAGAAGAAAGGGCCUCGCUCCCUCUGCAGGAAGAGAGGGGGUGGAUGAGCUAGACAGUGCUCUGGUUCAAUCCAGAGACCCAGGUCAGCGUGUGUGUGUUCAGUUGGAAAAGCAGAGCAGGGACCUGGGGUUCAGCCUGGAGGGCGGAGUGGGCUCCAGCCUUGGGGACAAGCCGCUCAGCAUACAGAAGGUCUUUCAGGGGGGUCCAGCUAGUCAGGUGCUUCCUGGGGACGAGGUGGUGGAGAUUAAUGGUGUGGACACCACAGGAAUGAGACGCCUAGAGGUCUGGACCUUCAUCAAGAACCUGCCCCCUGGCCCUGUGGAUGUUAUACUGCGCCGUCCUUUAACGACAUUGCAUACAUAAAGGAGGAUGUAUCCUGGGUAUCACGGCAUCUUCACUUUUGCUUACUUUCCGGGCAGCGAUGCAAGACCAUGUGCCUUAAAGACUGUCACCAAUAACAAGUAGGCUUGGUCCUCCUACCAGCCACACUAUUUUAGAAGGAAUUAAGACAGGAGUGAAGGAGAAGCAGAAGGGACGAUGAAGGAAGGCAUAUUGUCAACAACAAAGCACUGAAGAAAAGCCUCUUAGACUAUGGAUCACUGUUACAAAGGAUGUAAUAUAUUGUGAAUAGAAGACAAAAUAUGUUUAAAACUAUUGU
This is a messenger RNA of Gadus morhua (Atlantic cod), 1897 nucleotides long. RefSeq names its product pro-interleukin-16. The transcript has 8 exons. Gene Ontology annotation, biological process: leukocyte chemotaxis; induction of positive chemotaxis. The record is from RefSeq and is a predicted model, not a curated record. Bases 1 to 1602 code for a protein of 533 amino acids. Gene Ontology annotation, molecular function: CD4 receptor binding; cytokine activity. Lineage: Eukaryota; Metazoa; Chordata; Actinopteri; Gadiformes; Gadidae.